This is a messenger RNA of Rattus rattus (black rat), 2152 nucleotides long. RefSeq names its product solute carrier family 7 member 7 (gene Slc7a7). NCBI's taxonomy places the organism in Eukaryota, Metazoa, Chordata, Mammalia, Rodentia, Muridae. Gene Ontology annotation, molecular function: L-amino acid transmembrane transporter activity; basic amino acid transmembrane transporter activity. The transcript is spliced from 11 exons. Gene Ontology annotation, cellular component: membrane. The record is from RefSeq and is a predicted model, not a curated record. Gene Ontology annotation, biological process: amino acid transmembrane transport. Bases 265 to 1803 code for a protein of 512 amino acids.
CCAUGGCGAGCCCUAAACUUGGCACGCUGCCACUGCACCGGCUGUUCGGAGGUGGAACCCCGGGUCCUGUGCUUGCUAGUCCCAGGCACCCUCUGCCUUUUCUGCUCCUCCGUGUCAACAGCUGCUGAAGUCACACCCCCGAUUCUCUUACCUACCUCUCCUCACCCCAGUGUGCUGCUAGCCCCCUCCUCCCUGCACUUGCCCAGAGGCCUCCAGACAGAGGGCGAUGCAAGGGAGCUGGUGAAGACUUGCCUUCUCUCCGCCAUGGUCGCCAGCACCAAGUAUGAAGUGGCCGCUCAGAACGAGGCAGACGAGGCAGAUGGCUCUGCUCAGGGGGAUGGGGCGGGCCCUGCGACUGAGCAGGUAAAACUGAAGAAGGAGAUCUCGCUGCUUAAUGGCGUGUGCCUGAUAGUGGGGAACAUGAUCGGCUCCGGGAUCUUUGUCUCCCCCAAGGGCGUACUCAUGUACAGUGCCUCUUUUGGCCUCUCGCUGGUCAUCUGGGCUGUUGGGGGCAUUUUCUCCGUCUUUGGGGCCCUGUGUUAUGCCGAACUGGGUACCACCAUUAAGAAAUCCGGGGCCAGCUAUGCGUACAUCCUGGAGGCCUUCGGGGGAUUUCUCGCCUUCAUCCGCCUCUGGACUUCUCUUCUCAUCAUUGAACCCACCAGCCAGGCCGUCAUUGCCAUCACCUUUGCCAACUACAUGGUGCAGCCCCUCUUCCCGAGCUGUGGCGCUCCCUAUGCUGCUGGCCGCCUGCUGGCCGCUGCCUGCAUCUGUCUCUUAACCUUCAUUAACUGUGCCUAUGUCAAGUGGGGAACCCUGGUCCAAGAUAUUUUCACCUACGCUAAAGUGUUGGCGCUGAUUGCGGUCAUCAUUGCGGGAAUUGUUAGACUUGGCCAGGGAGCCACAACUAACUUUGAGGACUCCUUUGAGGGCUCAUCGUUUGCAAUGGGUGACAUUGCCCUGGCACUAUACUCAGCUUUGUUCUCCUACUCGGGCUGGGACACCCUUAACUAUGUCACUGAAGAGAUCAGGAAUCCCGAGAGGAACUUGCCCCUCUCCAUUGGCAUUUCCAUGCCCAUCGUCACCAUCAUCUACCUCUUGACCAAUGUGGCCUAUUACAGCGUGCUAGACAUAAAGGACAUCUUGGCCAGUGAUGCGGUUGCUGUGACCUUUGCAGAUCAGAUUUUUGGAAUAUUCAACUGGACAAUUCCAUUAGCAGUUGCAUUAUCCUGCUUCGGUGGCCUCAAUGCUUCCAUUGUGGCUGCUUCUAGGCUUUUAUUUGUGGGCUCGAGAGAAGGCCACCUCCCGGAUGCUAUCUGUAUGAUUCAUGUUGAACGGUUCACACCAGUUCCUUCUCUACUCUUCAAUGGUAUCUUGGCACUGGUCUACUUGUGUGUGGAGGACAUCUUCCAGCUCAUUAACUACUACAGCUUCAGCUACUGGUUCUUCGUGGGACUUUCUAUUGUGGGUCAGCUUUACCUACGCUGGAAGGAACCUGACCGGCCCCGCCCUCUCAAGCUCAGCCUGUUCUUCCCCAUCGUCUUCUGCCUCUGUACCAUCUUCCUGGUGGCUGUCCCACUUUACAGCGAUACCAUCAAUUCCCUCAUCGGCAUCGGCAUCGCGCUCUCGGGCCUGCCCUUCUAUUUCCUCAUCAUCAGAGUGCCCGAGCACAAACGACCUCUGUGCCUUCGCAGGAUCGUAGCGUCUACCACACGGUACCUCCAGAUCAUCUGUAUGUCAGUUGCUGCAGAAAUGGACUUGGAAGAUGGAGAGUUGCCCAAACAAGGUCCCAAGUCUAAAUAGAGCGUGGAAUUCUGAGAUGUGGGCAAACUCGGUGUUUCUCAUCUCCCAUUGGCCAGAACUUCUGGAGGCCCCACCCAGAGCCCAGGCUUGGCAGCUUCAACUCGGAACUUGCUUUUGAGGGAUGAAGAGUAAUUUAUUUGUUUUGCUACGUGUUGUUUCGGACUUCAUAAGUGGAUAAUGCAGACUGUGGCGGAAGCAGGCCAUUUCUGAGGCUUGGUUCUGGCAGCACCCGGGGUGCCUACCCACUCCUCUCUUCCUUUACCAGGGCCAACAAUGCUCCAAAUUUGUCUCCUUUAGAGGGACACAAAACUGUCACAGAUGCAAAACAAUAAAAAGAUUAUGUUCCUAA